GCCCUUCGCCUUAGUCCAUCCCCUCCCACCCCAAAUCCCCGCCCUCGUCUUCGUCUUCCUGAUCCCCGGCGUCCCCCAGACGGCGCGAUGAGGUUGGAGAAGUGCUGGUUCUGCUCCUCCACCGUCUACCCCGGCCACGGCAUCCAGUUCGUCCGGAACGACGCCAAGGUAUUCCGCUUCUGCCGAUCAAAAUGCCACAAGAACUUCAAGAUGAAGAGGAACCCUCGCAAGGUUAAGUGGACCAAGGCUUACAGGCGCCUGCGUGGCAAGGACAUGACGCAGGACACGACGUUUGAGUUCGAGAGGAAGAGGAACAGGCCGGAGCGCUACGACCGGAUCCUCACCGAGCAGACUCUGAAGGCCAUCCCGCUCAUCACCAAGAUCAGACAUGAACGGCAGAAGAAACACAUCACAGAGAGACAGAAGGGGGGUAAGAGCAUGUCACGGAAGAAGGACGCCAAGGAGCUGGAGCAGGAUCUUCAGAUGCUUCCUAAGAAGGACACCGUGGCCUAUGAAGCUACUAAGCAGAAGGUUAUCGUUUCCCAGCUCAAGACCGAAGAGAAUCUUAUGGAAGAGUAGUGGGAUGGAAAUGUUUUGGUGCUUGCAUGUUCUCAUGGUCCUUUGUAUGCAGUACUACUUUGGGUUCUGUAAGGUUGUAGACGGUGAUGACGUUUGUCUUCGACUGAGUACUAGCAGGUUUUGUGUGUGCUGUAAUGGUGCAGACUAUGGUUGGAUUUGUUACCUUACCGUUAAUAGAAUCGUGAACUUAAUCAGUCAUUGUUGGUGUGGUCAUUUUACUACAUGAAAAAUUCAGGCAGUUGUUGCUUUGGAAGAAUUCCAGCUUUGUCUGAAGGAUAA
Messenger RNA from Lolium rigidum, 858 nucleotides. Its product is annotated as probable ribosome biogenesis protein RLP24. Gene Ontology annotation, cellular component: nucleolus. The record is from RefSeq and is a predicted model, not a curated record. Lineage: Eukaryota; Viridiplantae; Streptophyta; Magnoliopsida; Poales; Poaceae. The transcript has 4 exons. Bases 88 to 579 code for a protein of 163 amino acids. Gene Ontology annotation, biological process: ribosomal large subunit biogenesis.